This is a messenger RNA of Phasianus colchicus (ring-necked pheasant), 4005 nucleotides long. RefSeq names its product TBC1 domain family member 24-like. The record is from RefSeq and is a predicted model, not a curated record. NCBI's taxonomy places the organism in Eukaryota, Metazoa, Chordata, Aves, Galliformes, Phasianidae.
CGUGUGCUUCUUUCAGCUGCAAUGGGGCCCCUCCUCAAACUCAGCUCUUAUGCCCAUGAGCGCAACACAGUUUGUAAUCCUGCAAAGCAUUUUGAGGCAGAAUCAAUCAGUAGCAACAGUUUCAAAUGGGAGAGGAUGGAAAUGCUGAAGUAUAGAAACACACCUGGAAUUGUGGUAUUUUGGGGCUCCACGGAGCAGCUGCUGAGCUGGGAGGUCCAGCAGGGGAUGCUUGAAUGCACUUUGCCACCCCUUCACCAUUCUUUACCCAGGACAGUGCAGUGGUGCCCCAUCCGUGGAGGUGCCCCAGGCUGUGGAUGGGCCCUGGACAGCCUGAGCUGGAGGAAACCAGCCCACGAAGGAGGUGAGGGCUGUGAGGACCCUUCCAACCCAACCAUGCAGUGGGGUCUCUGGUUUUGCUUUGUCCCCAGAUGCCUCCAGUGCUUUCACCCACUGAUGCUCCCCAGUGCUGCAUGUGGCACUCACUGCCCAGCCGAGUGCAGCGUGCUGCAGAAGGGCAUUGUUUUGUCCUCACAGCCCCAACCCCUCUCAGCAGCUGGCUCCCAGCCCUCACCGUUCACAUGCUCCAAUUCCUCACUCCCCAAGACCCGCACCAUCCAGCAGGAAGCGGUUCCCAAACCAUUUACCAUGUUUAUGCUUUCUCCGCUCAAGGACGGUCCUCCCUCACCCCCUCACCUCCCUCCCUGCCCUGGAGUGAACAUGAAAUAAAGGUUAUCCUUGAGAAGAAAAACAAACCACGUGGCUCAAUAGCCGUGUUGCUGUUUUGAUACCUAUCUCAUCCCCUCCCCAGCCUCGGAGCAGCGUUGGGCACAAAGGGGUGACCAAGGUGCGGGAGCUGCUCCACCCCUCGUGCUAUUUACACCAAACACGUGCCCUGUGUGCAGAAGGUGCAUUAAAAGCAGGGCAGCAGCUGCAGCGGGGCAGCAGCACUGGGGCUGUGUGCAGUGUGUGCAUGCUGCAGGUGGGGCUCAGCCUGCCCCGUGCCCCCAAAGGGGCAGACAGAGCCUUCCCUGCACAGCUGGAUGGGGAUGGCGGAGAUGGUGAUGGCACCAGCACUGCGCAAGUGGUGCUCAGCUCCUCUCCCAUCACCGUCGUGGUCACACCAGAGGAUGACACGUGGCACAUCAGCGGUUCUUGUGCGGGCAGUGGGCCAUUCGUGGACUGGGACCAGAUGCCGGAGGUGGAGCAGCCGGCAGAUCCACCCGAGGACGCGCUCAGCCGGCCUCCCAAGGAGCUGAAGAAGCUGGCGAGGGAGGGCUGCUGGGCUGCCAGCCGCGCGCUGAGGGCUGCAGCUUACCAACGCCUGUGCCAGCGCGUCGCCUGCCGCCUCGUCACACCCGAUGCCCUGGUGUAUGGGGAUGUGGCUGCGCGGCUCUUUGGAAAACACGGCGCCAGCUCCCACCCGCUGCCCGACUUCCUGGCGGGGUGCUCCCUGCCCACGUACUGCCUCAACAUGGAUGGGGUCACAGCGCUGAAGAAGAUCCUCAUUUGCAUUGGCAACCUGUUCCCUGACAUCACCUACAGCCCCGCGCUGCCCUCGCUGGUUGCUCUGCUGCUGCACUACAGUGAGGAUGAGGCUCGGUGCUUUGAGAACAUCUCCCGCCUCAUCGCCAGCAAUGCCCCGCACACCAGCUACAUCGACCAGUCCUUCCUGGCUCACCAGGCCUCCUGCAUGACGUUUGGGGACCUGGCCAACAAGCACUGCCCAGCAGCACACAAGCUGAUAGCCAGCACGUCUGAGAACGUCUUUGAGGUGUACUCUGAGUGGCUGUCGUGGCUUUUCCGCGACCUCCCCUUCAGCUACGCCAUCCGCGUGUUUGAUGUCUUCCUGCUGGAGGGGCAGAAGGUGCUGUACCGCAUCGCCCUGGCCCUGCUGAAGCAGUACCGGCUGUUGGUGAGCUCUGCCGAGCAGGAGGGGACUGACACCAAGGCAGAACUGCAGGUCUUUGUGCAGAACAUUGCCCAGCACAUCACUGUUGACAAACUUCUGGAGAGAGCGUUUGGAAUCCGGCUGUUCUCCCGCAAGGAAAUCUGGCUGCUGCAGAUGGCCAACAGGAAGGCAUUGAUGGAGAGAGGCAUCACCAUGGUGCAGGGCAGGCAGUCCUUCCACCUGGCCGUGGACAUGCAGAGCUUCAGCUCCAGCAUUGUGUCAGCUCAGGAGAUGCGCAUCAUCUGGUCCUGGAUCCCCGAGCGCUUCUCCCUCUUUCCCCCACUGCUGCUCUUCUCCACAUCAGAAGAUGGCUGCAGCCUGCAGAGGUUUUACUCGUGCUGUGAAGGUUACGAACCUACGGUGCUGCUCCUAAAAACAACAGAGGGGGAGGUGUGUGGGGCAUUUCUCUCCUCUGAUUGGAGUGAAAGGAAGAAGAACGGGCUGACAUCGAGCUUUUUUGGGACAGGGGAAUGCUUCGUGUUCACUGUGCGCCUGGAGAUGGAGAGGUACGAGUGGGUGUUCAUCAAAAAGCCAGAGCUGGCCAAAGCCAUGCCACGCUCACGCCAGCGCUCACCAUCACCCAUUCCCACACCUCCGCUCAGCUCCUCCCCAGACAGCCGCAGUGCCAGCCCCAACCUCCUCACCGUGCCUGCACCGCAGAGGAAGGGCCGCCUGUCCCCGUUCCUGGCUAUCAGGCAUUUCCUCCUGCCUUCCAAAACAGCCUCCAUGUUCAUGUCCGGCUCUCGGGAAGGGAUCAUUAUCGGUGGAGGGGGAGGCCAAGCACUGUCCCUCGAUGCCAACCUGCUCUGGGGACGCACGGAACCCUGCGAGACCUUUGACAACCCUCCGCUCUGCCAGGAAAACUUCAAGGUGCAGCUGCUGGAGGUGUGGGGCUUCCAAAACACUUAGGUCCCAUGGGGUCAGCUCCUCACUGUGCUGCUCACCAUGGCUCCAGCAUGACUGCUGCAAUCCCUGUCAGCAGCUCUGUGUGUGCCUCUGCUCGCUGUCCUCCCCUCCACUGUCACCAGCCAUGGUUGCAUGAGGAUGGCCAUGAGUGUCAUGAAUGAGACUCCUCAGCUCAGACACAGCUCCACCUGCUCUGCUCCCAUUCAGGAUGCUGGAGGGGAGGCAGGUCACUGUUUUCUACUCUUCCCAGGUCUGUUUGUGGUCAGCAAAGCAGCCAUACCACAACACAGGCAGCCUCUGUGGGAAUCUUGAGUCUAAACAAAAUCCAGCACCAAGGUGCAGAGUUCACCAUAAGAGCUUCCCACACCUCACCAAGCCCAAGUACCCCCUUCAGCCACGUGUGGGUCAUGCAGUCUGGGUUACCAGGCCUCACCUGGGCCAGGCACCGAUGGCCAUCCAACGUGCUGCAAAAGACUUCUUGUUUGUUCUCGUUCCAGCCUGCUGAUUGGAAAGCAGCAAGGCACUGCCUGGCAUUUAUACCUCUGCAGCCCACGCAGCCUUCUCAUUUUUGUGUUGCCAUAAUUGCAGCGAAGAGCCCAUGUAAAAUUGUAUGCUGUUAAUAUAUGUGAGCCUUAAUGAGCAUAUCCUGAUUACGUGGCUCCAGGCUCCUCAGUAUUUCUUGCUGUCUGACACCUGCUGGACAUCCUGUCCAGCUCCACGUCCCUCAGAACUCCCUCUUUCCUUCCAGAAGGCCACUUGCCUUCUGCAGGGAUGUGCAGGGUGCCUGGCAAUGCACAGCCCUCCAUCGGCCAUCCAGCCUGACCUUGUGCUCCAGCACACUGCCUUGGGAAGGGCAAGCAGCCACAGACACAAGGACUGCUCUGUGGAGCCCUGGGUGUGCUGCAGAAACCCACAGGUCCCUUCAGUGCCCUGCCUGCUGUGGACCCCAGGUCAGAGCUGUAAAUCACAGUGACUGCUGGUGCACACCUUGUAACCCGACGAGUCCCUGCCAUGUCUAAAGAGAUGCUGCACUACUUUCCUCCCUAUGCUUUAUUCCAUUACUGCAUAAAGCUCAAAAUUCUUGGAGAAUAAAAAAAUAGCAGAGAUGCCUGGCGGCUCGGGAGACUUCAUGGGCUAUGAAGAGCUUUCCU